This is a messenger RNA of Fonsecaea erecta, 456 nucleotides long. Its product is annotated as ubiquitin-conjugating enzyme E2 2. Gene Ontology annotation, biological process: proteasome-mediated ubiquitin-dependent protein catabolic process; protein polyubiquitination; DNA repair. Gene Ontology annotation, cellular component: HULC complex. The coding region runs from base 1 to 456 and encodes 151 amino acids. Gene Ontology annotation, molecular function: ubiquitin conjugating enzyme activity. The record is from RefSeq and is a predicted model, not a curated record. The transcript is spliced from 3 exons. NCBI's taxonomy places the organism in Eukaryota, Fungi, Ascomycota, Eurotiomycetes, Chaetothyriales, Herpotrichiellaceae.
AUGUCCACCGCUGCACGACGCCGCUUGAUGAGGGACUUCAAGCGUAUGCAGACAGAUCCUCCCACCGGCGUGUCAGCCUCUCCCCUCGCCGACAAUGUCAUGACUUGGAAUGCCUUGAUUAUUGGCCCUACAGAUACCCCCUUCGAAGACGGCACGUUCCAACUCGUCAUACAAUUCGAAGAAACUUACCCCAAUAAGUCUCCCGAGGUGAAAUUCGUGUCACAAAUGUUCCACCCCAACGUAUACGGCACGGGCGAGCUGUGCCUGGAUAUCCUACACAACCGAUGGUCCCCCACAUACGACGUCGCAGCGCUCUUGACCUCGAUCCAGAGCCUGUUGAACGACCCUAACACCGGCUCUCCGGCCAACGUCGAAGCGAGCCAUCUGUACAAUGAGAACCGGAAGGAGUACACCAAGAGAGUGAGGGAGAUCGUGGAAAAGAGCUGGGAAGAUUGA